Molecule: messenger RNA, 3855 nt
Organism: Talpa occidentalis (Iberian mole)
Lineage: Eukaryota; Metazoa; Chordata; Mammalia; Eulipotyphla; Talpidae
Gene: CCDC85C
Product: coiled-coil domain containing 85C
Exons: 6
Coding region: 1-1251 (416 amino acids)
Cellular component (GO): apical junction complex
Source: RefSeq, a predicted model, not a curated record
AUGGCGAAGCCCCCGGCCGCCUCGGCGGCGGCGGCGUCGGAGGAGCUGAGCCAGGUGCCGGACGAGGAGCUGCUGCGCUGGAGCAAGGAGGAGCUGGCGCGGCGGCUGCGGCGCGCGGAGGGCGAGAAGGUGGGCCUCAUGCUGGAGCACGGCGGCCUGAUGCGCGACGUGAACCGGCGGCUGCAGCAGCACCUGCUGGAGAUCCGCGGCCUCAAGGACGUGAACCAGCGGCUGCAGGACGACAACCAGGAGCUGCGCGAGCUCUGCUGCUUCCUCGACGACGACCGGCAGAAGGGGCGCAAGCUGGCGCGCGAGUGGCAGCGGUUCGGGCGCCACGCGGCCGGCGCCGUAUGGCACGAGGUGGCCCGCUCGCAGCAGAAGCUGCGUGAGCUCGAGGCGCGCCAGGAGGCCCUGCUGCGGGAGAACUUGGAGCUCAAGGAGCUGGUGCUGCUGCUGGACGAGGAGCGCGCGGCGCUGGCCGGGGGCGCGGGCGGCGCGGCCGGCGGCGGCGCGGGCUCCCGCAGCUCCAUCGACAGCCAGGCCAGCCUGAGCGGGCCUCUGGCGGGCGGCGCGGCGGGCGCCGGGGCCCGCGACGUGGGAGACGGCAGCAGCACGUCGAGCGCCGGCAGCGGCGGCAGCCCGGAUCACCACCACCACGUCCCGCCCCCGCUGCUGCCCCCCGGGCCGCACAAAGCCCCCGACGGCAAGGCCAUAGCCACCCGCCGGUCCCUGGACGACCUGUCGGCGCCCCCGCACCACCGCAGCAUCCCCAACGGCCUUCACGAUCCCUCGUCCACCUACAUCAGGCAGCUGGAGACCAAGGUGAAGCUGCUGGAGGGUGACAAGCUGCUUGCACAGCAGGCAGGCCCCGGAGAGUACCGGACGCUGCGGAAAGGCUUCUCCCCGUACCACUCGGAGUCCCAGCUGGCGUCCCUGCCGCCCUCCUACCAGGACUCCCUGCAGAACGGUCCGGCCAGUGUGGUCCCCGAGCUGCCCUCGCCCCCCUCGGCUGGCUACAGCGCUGCGGGACAGAAGCCCGAGGCCGUCGUGCACGCCAUGAAGGUCCUGGAGGUGCACGAGAACCUGGACCGGCAACUCCAGGACAGCUGCGAGGAGGACCUGAGCGAGAAGGAGAAGGCCAUUGUGCGCGAGAUGUGCAACGUGGUGUGGAGAAAGCUGGGGGACGCCGCCAGCUCCAAGCCCUCCAUCCGGCAGCACCUGUCCGGUAACCAGUUCAAGGGGCCGGUGUAAGGCCUUCUCAGGGAUGUGGACUGCCCGCCGGCCCGGGAGCGCAGACACGCCGCAGCUCCCUGGCCUGCGCCGAACUGUACAUAGAGCGCUGCCGCCGCCCGGCCCGCGCCCCACCAGCAACCCGGGAGACGCUGCCGACUUCCCCGCGCCAUGGCCAGUGGCAGCUGGACCUGCUGCAGGGACACCACUUCCCACCGACCCGCGGUGGCCUGACGCCACUCACCCCGCAGGGGUCCCCGAGUCGUGGACAAGGAAAUUCUGUCUGUGGCAGGGUCCCCAGCCCCCCUGCUGCCGAGCUCUCGGUGUUAGAUUUCGUGUCCCUCUGCCCCUCACACGCACACUCUCUGCCAUGUCCCGCGUCUGCCAGGCUGCGCCCUGGCUCUUCCGGUCCCUCCUUCCUGCUCGUGCCCAGGCAGCUCCGUUCAGCGCUUCCCUGGCUGGCGAGCAACACAGGAGGCCCCCGUGGCAGGGUCUCGGGCUGAGCCAGGUGGGGAGCCUGGGCCAACACCGCGCCGGCGGUCAGCUGCCGCGGCCCCGGGGCCUGGCCCCACUCUGGGUCCCCGUGGACAGGGCUGCUGGCCUGGCUGGCAGGCGUCUACCCUCCUUGGAAGGACUGGCCCUAGCUCUAGGACCUUCUGCAGCUGAAGCUCUGGUGGAAAAAUGAGGUCUCGGAGCCUCAGCCAUGCCCCCGGUUCGAGGCCACCAGCCUUCUCUCGUGCACAGCCAGGAGCCGCUGGGGUGGGCCUGCUGGCUGGGCGGGCGGGAAAGCAGAGGCCCAGGCUGAGAUCCGCUGCCUGGCUGCCUCACUGCAGUGGACAGUCACCUCUCCUCCGAGCCUUGUCCUCUACUACAGAGGGGAAGCCGAGGUCCCCCUCGCAGGGCACUGCGGAUCGAGCAAGGCCUUCCGUGUGAUGGCAGAUCACGGGCUGCAGUCUGUGUGCGGGAACGAGGCCCAGGGCGGUAAAUGGCCAGCAGCUCCCAGCACCUGAAGUGGCCUCCACUCACCCCUCAACCAUCCCUGUGCCCCUGGUCCACCCGCCCUUGGGUCCUACACUCAGGGGAAAGGCUCCAGUCCUCACUGUGCCCAGGGGGAGUGGCGCUGGCACUGCUGACGGCGACAGGCAUGCUCCCUCGCCCGUGGGGCGGGAGCGCGGUGCUCAUUCGGGAGGGAGCUGGCCCUUGGGUCAGGUGGUCAGCAGGGUGGCGCCUGCAGCUGGGCGAACACCGUCAGUCCCAAGACUGGGUGACUCCUGCCCAUCUGGAAAGAGCUGGAGGCAUAGAGGUGAUGCCUGCGGAGUAGCCCCAAGGGUCUGGGUUCUAGUUGGGUGGGGGCACGCCUAGGAACCGGUCUGUCAUUUCUGGAUCGGGCUGGCUUGGCCGCCACUGAAAAUAAGCAAUAAGUCAGGGCCCGGGGUCCGCAGCUCUCGCGCAGACAGGCCCAGCCAAUGGGCCUUCCGCCUGGAGGUGAGUGACCCUGCCCCGACGCUGCCCGGUGUCCAGGUAGAGCGUGCCUGUGAGACCCCUCCUGCCUGCCGUGAGGCAGCAGCAGCUGGAGCAGAUGCCCCCUCGCCCUUGCUUGCGCCCAGGCCAGCAUUGCCCAGGCCGGCUUUCCAGGGCAGGAACGCACCAUGGUGGGCACCUCACUGACAUCAUAGCUGGCAGUGCCUCUGGGCCCCGUCCUGGUGCCGUGCACCGCGGCAGCGGGAGCCCAUGGGGGCUGGCGCAGGGCCGGGCGACGUGGGCAUGGCAGGGUGACCGUGGCAGCCGCCCGCCCCGCGCCGUGGCCCUCAGCGCGCACAGUGGGCGGGGUGCUGAACUCGGUGUCCUUUCAUAAAGGUCCCUUUCCGUUUCCAGCGCUCGGAUUCUCGGUGUUGAAGCCCGCGUGACACCUAUACUGUGGCUUCCGUUCCCACUGUGACGGCUCGCCCUCCAGCCUCACCCAGGUGGCCGAGCCCAGCCCGAUGGGGCUCUGCUGAGCACAUUUUCUAGGGUGGCACGUUUUUAUCCAAAAGCUAUUAGCUACACAUCAGUGUUUAAAGAAGAAAAAGUGACCUUUCUUUUUUUUUUUCUUGAAAACUUGAGAGGAAACAAAAUACAUACUACUGAUUUUUUUUUUUUUUUUAAAGAAACAGGAUGCAUGACUGCAGGCAGUAGAGGUGUCUAUUUUUCAUAAAGUGGGGGGAGUAUUUGUGCUGCUUUCUGGGAAUGGGCUGGAACGUCUGGUUUCUGUCGCCGGCGGGCAGCCACGCUCUGUCUUCUGGAGAACGUGACUGCCGGGCACCGCGCCUGCCCGCUCCCAGCGCCCACAGAGCUGGGAUCCGGGGCCUCCUGGGCCCGUUUCUACCUUCAUUUGAACCACUCUGAUUUGGGGAGAGAAAGAAAUAGAACUUUUUGAUAGCGUGGUAAAACAUUGAUUUGAACUAUUUUAGUAAAAGGAGUAACAGAGAAGAUUGUGAUAGUGUCUACUUUGCGCUAGAUAAUAAAGGCUCUUUGCAAGCCUGCGGCUGGGUGUGCGGUGCUUGUCUGUCGCGGGCAGGGGGAUGUGGCCCUCGGGGCGGCUGGUGGAGACCACUGGCAGCUGCGUCUGAGGCCCGGCUAGGUCGG